GCCCAGUCGGAAGGUGAGAACUUCAUCCUUGCUCAUUUCCAUGAAUGGUUGUCAGGAGUUGGCCUGGUUUUGUGUCGUAUUCGGAAACUACCCGUUGCAACAAUUUUUACAACUCAUGCAACGUUGUUGGGACGCUACCUCUGUGCUGGCAAUGUUGAUUUUUACAAUAGUCUGAAAAAUUUUGACGUUGAUAAAGAGGCUGGUUCAAGGCAGAUUUACCAUCGGUACUGCAUGGAACGAGCUGCUGUUCACUGUGCCCAUGUGUUCACCACAGUGUCAGAGAUAACCGCCAUGGAGGCAGAGCACCUACUGAAACGCAAACCAGAUGUGGUCACUCCCAAUGGACUCAACAUAAAGAAGUUCUCUGCUAUGCAUGAGUUCCAGAACCUACAUGCACGCAGUAAAAGUCACAUCCAGGAGUUUGUCCGGGGCCACUUCUAUGGAUGCCUGAACUUUGACUUGGAUAAGACCUUGUUUGUUUUCAUCGCAGGAAGAUACGAGUUCUCAAAUAAAGGUGCUGACAUAUUUCUGGAAGCUCUGGCCCGUCUAAAUUAUCUGCUCAAGGCAAACCGAAGUGAAGUAACAGUGGUUGCGUUUUUCAUCAUGCCUGCAAGGACCAAUAACUUCAAUGUGGAAACACUUAAGGGGCAAGCAGUACGAAAACAACUUUGGGACACCGCCAAUGUGAUCAAAGAAAAAUUCGGCAAAAAGCUUUAUGAGUCUCUCUUGGAAGGUGAUAUGCCCAAUAUAAACUCCAUUUUGGAUCGGGAGGACUUCACUAUGAUGAAGAGAGCCAUAUAUGCUACUCAGCGACGUUCGUUGCCUCCUAUUUGUACACACAACAUGCUGGAUGAUGCUAAUGAUCUCAUUCUCAAGGCAGUCCGAAGGAUUGGGUUGUUUAAUAGCACGAGUGACAGAGUUAAGGUCAUCUUUCAUCCUGAGUUCCUGUCAUCCACGAGCCCAUUGCUUCCUUUGGAUUAUGAGGAGUUUGUACGUGGCUGCCAUUUGGGUGUGUUUCCUUCUUAUUAUGAGCCAUGGGGAUAUACUCCUGCGGAGUGCACAGUGCUGGGAAUCCCUAGCAUCACCACCAACUUAUCUGGCUUUGGAUGCUUUAUGCAGCAACACAUUGCUGACCCAGCAGCAUACGAUCUCUGGAUGACUCGUGCAAUCAACUGACCUCGUUCAUCUACAGCUUCUGUCAACAGACUCGUCGACAGCGCAUCAUUCAGAGGAAUCGCACAGAGCGCCUCUCUGAUCUGCUGGACUGGAAGUAUCUAGG
Messenger RNA from Rhincodon typus (whale shark), 1279 nucleotides. Its product is annotated as glycogen [starch] synthase, muscle-like. Bases 232 to 1176 code for a protein of 314 amino acids. Gene Ontology annotation, molecular function: alpha-1,4-glucan glucosyltransferase (UDP-glucose donor) activity. The record is from RefSeq and is a predicted model, not a curated record. Lineage: Eukaryota; Metazoa; Chordata; Chondrichthyes; Orectolobiformes; Rhincodontidae. Gene Ontology annotation, cellular component: cytoplasm. Gene Ontology annotation, biological process: glycogen biosynthetic process. The transcript is spliced from 11 exons.